CCAUCAAUCGGAGCAGAUCGAUUGGUUAAUUGAAUUUGAAUCGAAUUGUUGUGCAGUCGCAUCCGACGUGUACGACCAGCGAUCUCUCAAAAGCAAUUAAGGAAUUGUUUUGCAGAUCCUUCCGAAAAGCGGCGAGAGCUAUCAAUUUUGAAAGGAGGCUCCAUUGGUACUUUGUCAUUAGUGUCUUAAUAUCCAUAUAAUUUUUGGAAUUGUGUUUUGUGGAUUUUAUUAAAACAGAAUGAAAGAUCCCAGGAGCAGGCUUCCCAAGUAUACGUCAGAUGCUUUUGAUAAUGUGGAGUAUCAAAUGCUUAUCACGUAUACGGUGGAGACAGAUCGUCGCAUCAUGAGUUUUGUGGACAAGGUUUGGGGCAUUGAGGUAACCGGUGGCAUAGAUCAGUUCGAACCACUGACCAUUACAAAUGUGACGCCAACGGGAUUGGCACGCAGAGCUGGCAUGCGUAUUGGUGACGAGAUAACUCAAAUCAAUGACACACCUGCCUUGGAGUUGACUUUCAAUGAGGCUCUACAGUUGUUCCGCAGUUCCAACAGAUUCGUCAGAGUCUAUGUUCGAGGUGAUGCUGACGAUGAUGGUUUGGACGAUUGGACUGUCGAUUUCUGGUUUACACCUCGUCGUCCAUGGCGCCGUGAUUUCAAACCCAUUCAAUGGGAAUUCCCCUGGAACGAUCGUCGCAAACCCAUUUACCGUGAGUCAAAUUGUUUCAUGGUGCCAUCUCGUAUGGAAGAAAAGAUACGUCAACGUCGUGCUGCCACCUCCGUCAUGAAAAAGAAGAAGGAAGGCACUCCCCAUACCAGAUCGUUGACACCAGCUCCCCGUCCCAAAAAUCAACCAGGUCCCAAUCUUCUAGAGGGCGUUCUUGGCCCCCGUGGUGCUCCACCCCGCGGUAUGCCACCCCGCAAGUGAGUUCACAGAAUAGCUCAUAUGAAUUCGACACAGAUUUCUCUUCAGACCUUUACUGGCAUGUGGAAGAGCUAAAUGGUGUAGAAUUUGUGGAUUGUUCCUUUAACAAGUUAGACAAAUGCAAAUGAAAACUUCACUAGUUUUUUUGUGAAAGAAAGAAA
Messenger RNA from Stomoxys calcitrans (stable fly), 1080 nucleotides. RefSeq lists its product as uncharacterized. Gene Ontology annotation, biological process: actin cytoskeleton organization; muscle structure development. Gene Ontology annotation, molecular function: actin binding; muscle alpha-actinin binding. The record is from RefSeq and is a predicted model, not a curated record. The transcript is spliced from 3 exons. Lineage: Eukaryota; Metazoa; Arthropoda; Insecta; Diptera; Muscidae. Bases 239 to 922 code for a protein of 227 amino acids. Gene Ontology annotation, cellular component: stress fiber; Z disc; filamentous actin.